Messenger RNA from Symbiodinium pilosum, 366 nucleotides. NCBI's taxonomy places the organism in Eukaryota, Dinophyceae, Suessiales, Symbiodiniaceae. The record is from the annotation of a GenBank genome assembly.
AUGCGGACCAGGCCUUACUGGUACAUCGUGGUGCUUGCUGCGACCGGUGGGCUGCUGGGCCUCGACAUUGCUAGCGGUUAUUUGGACGAGUUGUCCAACGCCCUGCCAGAGCUUGUGGUCUGCACCAACCUGGAGGGCUUUGUGUUAGUGGGGACGAUGAUGCUUUCUGAGUCGGCUGGGGCAGCUAUGGUAACCAUGCUGGCCCACAUGAUCAUCACAAAGGGGCUUGUCGUUGUCGUUACCAUUCCAACUGCUCCGUUCAUGCCGGGAGCCGUGUAUUCCAACGCGUACUUCCUCCUGCACAUGUUCUUUGUUUUCUUCCUGAAGGCCAUGGUAGAAAGUUGGGAUAAGUCUGGAUGCUUGUAA